This is a messenger RNA of Perca fluviatilis (European perch), 2703 nucleotides long. Its product is annotated as probable gluconokinase. The coding region runs from base 290 to 859 and encodes 189 amino acids. The transcript has 6 exons. Gene Ontology annotation, cellular component: cytoplasm. The record is from RefSeq and is a predicted model, not a curated record. Lineage: Eukaryota; Metazoa; Chordata; Actinopteri; Perciformes; Percidae. Gene Ontology annotation, molecular function: gluconokinase activity.
UCACGUACUUCAGCAAAAUACCUUCACCAGCCAAAAGGACUGUUUCGUAUUUUGCCUGUAAGAUGAGACUUUUGCUUUGCUAAUACCGCCGAAUAUAAGUUAUUAUUGUUUUAAGUUGUUUACAUAUCAUAACUAUUAACCUACUCAGUGGUAUAGCUAGGUUACACCUGUGCAUGGUUUUCGUAUUAAAUAACUACUGCUCUUAAGUCAUAUGAGUAGCAGUACGAUCCCAGGAGCUACGGAAGUCCCACCAGUUCAGUAUAACGGUGGCUGAAGAUCCACUGACAGGAUGAUCUACAUCAUAAUGGGAGUCUCAGGCUGCGGAAAAAGCACCUUAGGGGCCUUCUUAUCAAAAAAGCUGGGCUGGCCCCUGCACGAAGGGGAUAACUUCCACCCACAAGGGAACAUUGAGAAGAUGGCUCGUGGUGAGCCACUUACAGACCAGGACAGAUUGCCUUGGCUUCUCAAACUACAUGAAGUCAUUGAGAGAGAAAGGGCUUCAUGCUCUGAUGCUCUUGUGGCGUGCUCCGCCCUGAAGCGCCUGUACAGACAGAUCCUGCUCUUUGGCUCCAAAGCCCUCGCCUCCUCCUCCGAUCCAGACCAAGAUAUCCUACCUCCGUCCUCUCCUGAUGUCUUUUUUCUCUUCCUACAUGGGGACUACGAUCUCAUUCAGCAGAGGAUGGUGGCCCGGAGGGGGCAUUACAUGAAAGCAGAGCUGCUGCGUUCCCAGUUUGAUGUUUUAGAGCCUCCGUCUGCUGAGGAGAAUGUGUUGCCACUGGACAUCAGGAGGAGCAUCACUGACAUGGCCACGGAGGUCGAGAAGCACAUCAUCAGCCUCAUGUCGUCACCAAUGCCUUAACCACCAGUCUAGUGGAGUCACCACAUCUAGUUUAUAUCUUAGUGCAGCUGACAAGUAAAGCUGCACUAAGUUGUGGUAUAAGACCAGAAAGAAGCUUGUACAGUAGUGGGAGUUUUGGUUUUGUUCUACUUUAUAGCGCUUUAGUACAGUACCUGUGUGAUCCUGUGGUGCUGAAAACAUUUCAUAACACAAUUGCCUUUCCAGUAUAUUCCUGCUGCAGAGUAUUUUAUAUUUGAAUUGGGGCCAUUAAGUGCUUUUGUUUUGUGAAUGAGAAAUGAACCUCCAAUAGUACGCCACCAAGAAAAAGGCUAGAUGUUCAUACGAACAGUUUAAUAUAGUGUGGCUCUUUUUGAACUUAUGAAAAGGAUUGUAGUAGUACUGUAAAAGUUUGCACUGUAAAGAUUCACGUUUCAGUAAUGUGGGAAAUUUGACUGAUCUAUUUGACAGCACAGAGCGAAAUAUGAUGGACAAAUGCCUUGAGCAGAAGAUCUAUUUUAAACUUUUUAAACAGUAAAAUGAACCUGACCAUGCAGAAAAUGCACAAAGAACUUUACUGAUUAGAUCCAUUUUUUAUGUAUUUAGUUACCUGGCUAAACCAGACAUGCAACAUUUAUGGGGGAAAUUGUGUUGGUCUCAGUUGCAUCAGUAUGGGAAUAUGACAUUAAAAUAAACUGAUGGUUUUGCUUGAAUAUUUUAUCCCAUGUUUAAUAUUUAAUUACAGUCCAAAACCCAAAGAUAUUCCAUUUGCAAUCAUAUAAGACAAAGAAGCAGCACAUCCUCACAAUUUAGAAGCUGGAAACAGUGAAUUUCAGCUUAUGUUUUCUUGAUAUGUAAUAUAUCAAUGAUUAAUGGCUUUUCAUAAUAGAUUCUUAUUCAUUUUCUGUCGGUAGACUAAUCGAUAAUCAGCUAAUCGUUUCAGUUCUACAGAGAACCCAUUUAUAUUUCAGAAAGUAACGCUUUUGUCUUAAAACCUAAUAAGUUAACUCAUACGUUUGUAUAACUUAGGUUCAGUUUAGUAUAGAGGACACAAUGAACUGGUGGACAGCAGAAUCUUACUAUAAUGAUUUAAACUUAAUUAAAUAAUUCUUCUUAAUUUAACACCAUUGUAUUGUUUAAUUUUACUCCAGAUAAUCUUUCCAUUACAUGUUUCUCUCAACUGCUCUUAAUUAGAUUUUUGCAAGCGACUGCAAAUCAUAUUUUUAUAUCAUUUGAUCUGUCAAACCACCUUUCAUGCACUGACAUUACCUGCCCAAUGCACCAACCGAUCUUAAAGUACAAUCUUCACACUGAAUACAAAAAAGUAAAAUUAUUAAAGGGAUUUAAAUUUAACACCUUACUGACAAUAGGUUGACCAUACAAAGGUCAGACCAGGUUUAAGGCUUCAUCAUCCCUGCUUUCUGAUCUAUAAGCAUCUUCAGUACACAUACACACACACACACACACACACACACUCAAACACACACACCUCCACUCAGCAAUAGCUGUUUCUGUGGUGUGACUCAUCUGCAAACCUCAACACAAAUAUUUUAGGAGCUUCUAAUCCAGAAAAAAACAACAACCCUUGGCUACUCUCAUAUUUCACACAUCCAGACGAGCAGACGCACACACACACACACACACACACACACACACACAGCACUAGAGAUGAAAACCCCCUCAGUCUGGCAGCAACAGACAAACAGGUUGUCAAGUGGAUCACAUACACACAUCUGAUGUCAGAAUAUGUGUAGUGUCUGUCAGUUAAUCCGCUAUGCCCCUCCCCCCCCUCUCACUCACACACACACACCUGUAAAUAAGACUAUGCUUGUUUGUUAUAAGUUUAUAUAAAUAAAUUACAGAAGAAU